Messenger RNA from Symbiodinium sp. CCMP2592, 1956 nucleotides. Lineage: Eukaryota; Dinophyceae; Suessiales; Symbiodiniaceae. The record is from the annotation of a GenBank genome assembly.
AUGCGCUGCCUGUGGCUGCUGGGCGGCUCCUACCUCGCAGCAGUGGAUUCGGCUCGCCUGGACCUGUCGCAGGUGGCCAAGGACCCGACACCGUUGUGUCACGAAGACAUCGUGGACGAGACGUGUGAGUUGCUCUCUGCUGGUCGGAAUGUCUUCCAACGUGGACCGUCGGGCAAAGCGCGUGUCCUCAGCUUCGGUGAACUCCAGGGAGCACUCCACACGACCUUAGAUUCUCUGGCGAGCUACAUGGACUUCAUCGAUCUGGACCCGCACCGUGCUGGGCCGUUCAUGGUGAACUGCAUGGAGCUCUGCAGCUUGACUGUGGCCAGCCUUCCUCUGACACACAGACCACCGGCCCCGGAUGUGGCUUGUUACACUUCCGAUGCCGGCGUGGUCUGUGACAUCGAUGUAUCUGAUGCCAGCUUCUCAAACAUCAGCUUCGACACCGCGAACGCGGACGGCACCAACAAGUUCGAGCACUCCACAGCCGUGAAGGUCACUGUGGAGAUGGGGAACGACACGGUCUGGAGCCCCGACGUGGCGCCCGUAGACCCCGAGGAUCGAGACGAUAUGCCGGAGAAUGUCGGCUUGGAUCAGCUCAGGAUCAGCGUCGCCAACUUGUUCCGGAUCUUCCCGCCUUUCGAGUUAGAGGUGACCGAGAGCAAGAACCUCGACGAUGUCAGCGAUCCGCAGAUCGUUGAAGAGAACGGCACGGAUGCGAGAGAAGUCGAAGUGGCGAUUGAGGUCUCUCCCACACAUUCCCCAACCGAUAUCGUGGGAUCUGGCGAUGAGCUUGAACUUGACCUCUCAGACCACGAACAAGACGAUGCAGCGGUGGGUGCAGGGACUGGUGAGGUUGCAUCCAAGCGGAAGCGGAGGGCAUCCACGGAUGGGGAAGACAGUCCAACGAAGCGGAGUUCAGGGUCUGUAACGGAGGCAGCAGUGACUGCAGCCGAACUACGUAGCCUUCUGGGUGAACAUCUCCGAGAGAUCAAGAUGGCCUGGGGAGACAUCCAGGACAGGGUCACUGCGGUGGAAAAGGUGACUCAGGGACACAAGAAAGAACUCAAGGUGGUCCAUGGUAAAACCAAAGUCCUCGAUCAACAGAUGACUGCAGUGAAAGCUAAGGGGGACGCGACAGCUAGAAAGGCUGAGGACCUGGAGACGAAGCUAGAAGGGUUGACCUCCAAGAUCGAAGAGCUCGGAAUCAAGAACCAGGCAACUGGCGAUGGGAGUGAUCCCUGGGGAGAGUACUUGGCACGUCGGAAAGAAGGGCAACCAGGUCGAAGUGAAGGGGGGGAAGAACGGAAAUCCUUGAGUGAAGAAGACCAGCGAUCCUUGAUCUUGGGGGGAUGGCUUGCGGAUACCAAGCGCUCUAUCAUCGAGUCCGAGGCGCAGCAGAUCCUUGACAUGCCUGCCCUGGCGAACUUCGUGGACACCAACCGAGUUGUCGUCUUUGGACCACGGAAGAGCUUCGGCAUCUUGCGGUUCAAGAUCAGGGACGGUGAAACCGCAGCGGGGGUGAAAGCUCGAAUGUGGGAAGUGGUCAAUCAUGUGAGGCAGAAUAAGCAGACUCUCAGUAGCACUACUGGGCUUGGAGAUGAAGGUCGACCGAUGUGGGCCUCCUUCUUAAAGACGCCAGAGGCCCGGAAGAAGUCGGCGAUGUGCUCCAUGACGAGGAGAGUGGCCAUGCGACUUGCUGCUGGGGUCAAAACCAAAGAAGGUGCCUACUACAACGAGGAUGCGACGACCGUCGCGGGGUAUGAUGUUGACUGGUCUACAGGGACUGUCUGGAGUGGAACACACAAACUGGCCAGCGCCAGUCACCGUAAAGACAUUUCCCGCAAUGACGAUUACCAGGCCCUCAAGCUUGGAUGGGUUGACAUCCGUGCAGUUGUUGCAGUGACCGGGUGUGACUGGUCGGAGGCUCACGAGGCCUUCCAGCAUGAGCAGUGA